AUGGAUCCCGCGCCGUUGGGUGCAGUGGAUGGGCCAAGUGAUGAUGAGUGCAGUGCUGCGGAUUUGGAUGCUGUGCUGCGCACCCCGCAGCCAAGUGAUGAUGAGAGCAGUGCUGCGGAUUUGGAUGCUGUGCUGAGCGUCCCGCGGCGUCUUCGGGUUAGGAGGGCAUCAAGUGGAAACCUGGAUGACCCAACAGUCUUGAGGGCGACACUAGGAAAGCCUUGCGGUUGCAAAAUCCGUGGUGGUUGUGUCACGCAAUUCCAGCGCCAUUCGGACUUUGAGGAGUUGAGGCGCUUUCGGGAAGAACUGAAGUCUUUGCACAAGCUUGACCAAGAUCGGGUUGUACAUGACCAACUUCGACAGCAACUGAGUUCAGACGAAUCUGCAUGGACCUUUCUCGGAAAACCUGUUUGUCUCAAAGCCUGGGAAAACCUUCUGUCUGAUGCUGGUCUGGUGCAUGUGAGGCUCUGGGAGGUUCAACAGAUUGAAAGCAUCUGCAGUACAGGCAUGGACCACACUGCCUCCGUGGUCUCUUACCUCAUGGAGAUUUACCACAGUGUGGCGGAGACAUUGCCGGAUUUUCGUGAUGAGACGUUAGAUGUGGAGACAUCUUUGGUUGCAGGGGACGGUGAGGAUAAAGAUUUUUACUCAGACCUUCUGGCAGCUCAGCAGGCACUUGGCCCGGGCCCGGAAAAUCCAAAGUCUUCAUCAUCCAGCAAGCCAAAGAAUCCAAAGCAUCGCAAAAUGCGAAAGUCCAUCAAAGUCAACUUGGCGAGGAAACCUGAGACCGGUGGCCUCUAUGAGGACAAAUGGCUGCCACCUGGGCAAAUGAAGGACCACUGGGAGUUGUACCGUCGAUGCCAACGUGGACAUGAAUGCGUAUGGCUGCGGGAAUUUCCCUUUCUAAAAGUGCGUGGUUUGCGCCAGCACCCAGAGUGCUCCACGUGCGUGAAGCACAAGUGUUUGCUGAGAAGCUUGUCAGGACACAUCUACGCCCGUCAGAAGCAGCAGCAAGCCUAUCACAAUCACUUGCACUCUCAGUAUCGAGAUCGGCUUCAGUACUGGGGGCACCGUGGAAUGUCACGGUCGAGGGGAACUGAAUUGGUGAUCAUAUGCGACGGGAUGGACCAAUCCAAAUUCUGUUUUCCGAGGCACAAGAUUAUGAAAUCAAAGGAUUUUGCCAGCUUUCAACGACCUCGUUGCCAUGUUGUCGGCAUGAUCCUUCACGGCCGCGCGAUCCUCUUCGCGAUCAGUGACGCCGAUUUACCCAAAGAUGCGAGCACCCAUUGCGAGCUACUUGCUCAUGCUUUGACAUGGAUCAGUUCAAUGGAGGAUCUGGCAAAUCUGAGUGUCACUCUGCAGUGUGACAACACGCCGAGGGAAUGCAAAAAUAACGUCAUGUUAGCAUUCCUUGCAAGCUUGGUCGCCAAAGGCAUCAUCCGUGAGAGUGGCCUGUCCUCAUUGAGGUCAGGCCACUCUCACGAGGAUAUUGACCAAGUUUUCGGGCGGCUCUCCAGCUUCAUGGUUCGACAUGGCCAUGGAAGUCAAACGACCGAAGAUUUCCGUGCUUUGAUUGAGCGUUUCUUGAAGGAGGCAGAGUUCCCAUUCGAGCCACCUGCCAGAAGACGUUGCAUCAAAUUGGACCAGACCAGGGAUUGGCCCCUUACCACCGCCACUUUAGCACUUUUGUCUUCACGUCCUAGUUACUAG
Messenger RNA from Cladocopium goreaui, 1710 nucleotides. NCBI's taxonomy places the organism in Eukaryota, Dinophyceae, Suessiales, Symbiodiniaceae. The record is from the annotation of a GenBank genome assembly.